This is a messenger RNA of Daucus carota subsp. sativus, 1727 nucleotides long. Its product is annotated as serine carboxypeptidase-like 45. Gene Ontology annotation, cellular component: vacuole. The record is from RefSeq and is a predicted model, not a curated record. The coding region runs from base 142 to 1524 and encodes 460 amino acids. Gene Ontology annotation, molecular function: serine-type carboxypeptidase activity. Lineage: Eukaryota; Viridiplantae; Streptophyta; Magnoliopsida; Apiales; Apiaceae. Gene Ontology annotation, biological process: proteolysis. The transcript is spliced from 10 exons.
AGCUAAGCUAAGCAUGCUGUUUGCUUAGUGCACCCCACUGAUACUCCAUGCUUACAUGCUCUCCACUGAAACAACAACUUAUUCCAGCACUCUCACUCCAGGCCUUUUCUUCAUUCAACAAAAUUUCUCAUCUUCUCCAGCAUGCCAAUGAUUCAUCCACUGUUCAUUCUUCUUGUGUUUCUUUCUUCUUCUGUAAAAACUGAGUGUUCAUUGUCUGAUGCUGACAAGAUCACACAGUUGCCAGGCCAACCUCAAGUGGGCUUUCAGCAAUUCUCAGGCUAUGUUACUGUAGAUAAUAACAAGAAAGAAAGAGCUCUUUUUUACUACUUUGUUGAAGCAGAGAUUGAUCCUGCUUCCAAGCCUUUGGUUCUUUGGUUAAAUGGAGGGCCUGGUUGUUCUUCUCUGGGUGUUGGAGCAUUUUCUGAGAAUGGACCUUUUAGACCAAAUGGUGAUAUCUUGGUUAAGAAUGAUUACAGCUGGAAUUCAGAGGCAAAUGUGCUGUACUUAGAGACUCCAGCAGGGGUCGGGUUUUCGUAUUCAACUGAUUCAUCUACAACCACAAUGAAUGAUGAGAUAACAGCCAGGGAUAAUCUUGUGUUUCUGAAACGCUGGUUCUUGAAGUUUCCUCAGUACAGGCAGAGAGAGUUGUUUAUAACAGGAGAAAGCUAUGCAGGUCACUAUAUUCCUCAGCUUGCACAUCUCAUGAUUCAAUCCAAUAAAAAGCAAAAGAUUUUCAAUUUGAAAGGAAUUGCGCUGGGUAAUCCAGUUUUAGAAUACGCGACAGACUUCAAUUCAAGGGCUGAAUUCUUCUGGUCUCAUGGACUAAUAUCAGAUUCAACAUACAAUAUCUUUACAUCUGUAUGUAACUAUUCUCGCUACGUGAGUGAAUAUUAUAGAGAUUCAGUUUCAUCGUUGUGUUCGAGGGUGAUGGGGGAAGUAACCAAAGAAACUAGUAGGUUUGUGGACAAAUAUGAUGUUACACUUGAUGUCUGCAUUUCAUCAGUGUUUGCUCAGUCUAAGGUUAUUAGCCCUCAGCAAGUCAGUAGGAGAAUUGAUGUAUGCUUGGAAGACGAAACUGUUAAUUAUUUAAACCGGAAAGAUGUCCAGAAGGCACUUCAUGCUCGGCUUGUUGGAGUGCGUAAAUGGGAUGUUUGCAGUAGCAUUCUUGAUUAUGAGGUGCUCAACAUUGAGAUACCUACAAUCUCACUAGUUGGAUCACUCGUCGAGGAAGGAAUUCCUGUUCUGGUUUACAGUGGAGAUCAGGAUUCUGUCAUUCCAUUGACUGGAAGCCGAACCUUGGUUUGUGGGCUGGCUAAACGAUUAGGACUCAACACAACUGUACCUUACAGAGUUUGGUUCCAAGGGCAGCAGGUUGGUGGAUGGACUCAAGUGUAUGGCAACAUUCUAUCAUUUGCGACCAUAAGAGGAGCUUCUCAUGAAGUUCCUUUUUCACAGCCAGAGCGAUCUCUGGUUCUAUUUAAAGCGUUUCUCAAAGGCAGACCUUUACCAGAAAUGUUCUCAUGAUACCCAUAAGAGAGUAAAUAGAUUGAGAUUUAUUGUUGUAAGUAAUCAGUCUUGUGCUUCCCAUAUUCGUUAUGGUGUUUCCCUUGUCGAAGAUUCAAAAUCUUUGUACAAAGACUCGAAAAGUUCCAAGUGAUCAUUCUUCAAAACUGAAAGGACAACUCAUACCCUCUUUACUUUUGUUAAUUAUCAUUGUUAUUUCUUAA